Dacryopinax primogenitus is the source of this 1515-nucleotide messenger RNA. Its product is annotated as MFS transporter. Gene Ontology annotation, biological process: transmembrane transport. Lineage: Eukaryota; Fungi; Basidiomycota; Dacrymycetes; Dacrymycetales; Dacrymycetaceae. Gene Ontology annotation, cellular component: membrane. The coding region runs from base 1 to 1515 and encodes 504 amino acids. The transcript has 4 exons. Gene Ontology annotation, molecular function: transmembrane transporter activity. The record is from RefSeq and is a predicted model, not a curated record.
AUGGAGGUAAACAAUAGUGUCAGCUCGAAGGAUGCUGCCAGUAUCAAAGAGGUCAAGGAACGCAUCGAAGUAGCCGGGGUUGCGCCAGAGCCUGUGACAGUAGACGUGAACGUAGAGAAGUCGAUUUGUUUGAAGCUUGACACUUGUCUUUUCAACAUCAGACCUCUCUUGACGCUCAUGUAUCUAUGCAAUGCACUCGACAAAGGGAAUGUAGCCAAUGCUAAGACAGAUGGCCGAUAUUAUUCUAGGUAUGGACAUCGACCUUGGCUUCGUGGCAAUCAAUACAACGUUCUCUUAUCCGUAUUUUUUGUCCCUUUCGUUCUCUCCGCCUUUCCCGUCACAGUGGUUGGCAAGAUCUAUGAACCAUCGCUAGUAUUACCUCUCUUGAUGUUGUCCUUUGGCGCGAUGACGUUGCUAAUGGCCGCAACCCAGAACUUUGCCGGAAUGAUGACUGUGCGCUGGUUCCUCGGUAUGGCCGAAAGCGGUUUCUUCCCGUUGGUGAUAUACUACUUGACAACAUUUUAUCGUCGAGGGGAGCUUGCUCGACGCCUUGGCUUCUUCUAUGCUGCCUUCAACGUCGCGAGCGCUUUCAGUGGUUUACUCUCGUUCGGCGUAUUCCAGCUUCAUUCCGGCUCCUUGCAGGCAUGGAGAUACCUCUUUCUAAUCGAAGGUGCAGCUGCCAUCCUUAUCAGUGCCGUCGCCUAUUGCAUCCUUCCCCGUUCGCCCGCGACGGCUCGAUUCCUCAGUAAAGAAGAAAGAAUCCAGGCUACACUUCGCAUCCAGCACGACUCAUCGGCAAUCAUUGAUGAAAAGCUAUCCUUGCGUGACGCACUUCGUGUUUUCCUCCACCCCGUCGCUUGGGUGUGGAUGUCCAUCGAGAUCUUCAUGGGCAUACCAAUGCAAUCGGUGGCUUUAUUCCUGCCCCAAAUCGUGCAGCGCCUCGGAUACGGAACAGUCAAAACGAAUCUGUUCACUGUUGCACCAAAUGUCGCAGGUGCUGUGGCAUUGAUUGUUCUAGCAUACAUCUCCGAUUACACGCGUCUUCGCUUCGCGUAUCUGGCGCUUGCGCUCGUAUUCCCGUUCGUCGGCUUCAUACUCUAUGCGACACUCGAUCUGAACAAUCAACUGAACAUCGCGUAUUUUGCGACAUUUCUCAUGUGCAUGGGCUCUAGCGCACCUUCGGUCCUGCUGGCAACAUGGUACAACAACAACACGCCCGGAGAAGGGAGAUGCAGUGCCCUCACCGCAGUUGGCAUCCCACUCGGCAAUUUGAUGGGCGUCGUUACGAGCAAUAUCUUCCUUCCGAAGGACGCCCCGACGUAUAUGCCAGCCCUGGUUACAUCGGCCGUCUCCAGUGGUUUGGGUGUGCUGACGGCGUUGCUACUUGGAGUAUGGAUGCACUGGGACAAUUGGCAGAGAAAUAUCUGUUCGGGAGAGGUGCUGCGAGUAGAGGAUGUUUCGACCGAGGCACUUCAUGAAGGGCCAGACAACCCUUCCUUUAGAUGGUUCCUCUAG